Octopus sinensis (East Asian common octopus) is the source of this 516-nucleotide messenger RNA. RefSeq names its product zinc finger BED domain-containing protein 5-like. The coding region runs from base 1 to 516 and encodes 171 amino acids. The transcript is spliced from 2 exons. The record is from RefSeq and is a predicted model, not a curated record. NCBI's taxonomy places the organism in Eukaryota, Metazoa, Mollusca, Cephalopoda, Octopoda, Octopodidae.
AUGCAUUCUGAACAUGUCCAUAAGUCUGAAGAAAUUUUUAAAAGAAAAUUAGAAGAGUUUGAUAACCAAACGAAAUCGUUAAAAAAACUUGUUUCUGUCUCUUCAAAUGCUUUACUAGUAUCGUACAAAGUUUCUUACAGGAUUGCAAAAUGCAAGAAACCGCACAAUAUCGGAGAAACUCUAGUUUUGCCAGCAGCUAUCGAUAUGGUUGAAGCAAUGUUUGGCGAAUCCUAUGCAAAACAAUUACAGCAAAUACCGCUUGCUGAUAACACAGUCGCUAGAAGAAUUGAUGACAUAUCUGAAGAUCUUUGUGAUCAGUUGGUUUCUCGACUACGUAACUGUAAAUUUGCUAUACAAGUUGAUGAGGGAGCUGACAUAAAUAAAAAUGCACAUUUAAUUGCAUAUGUCAGAUAUGCUGAAGAAAAAAAUAACAUAGAAUGGAUCAAUUGUGUUGGACUUUGUACAGACGGAGCACAGUCAAUGUCAGGAAUAAAUCUGGUCUUCAAGCUCUUGUAA